UCGAAAGAAAGAGGAAUUGAAAGAAACGAGGAGCCGAUAGAAACAAGGAGCCGAAAGAAACAAGGAGCUGAAAGAAACGAGAAGUCAAAAGGAACGAGGAGCCAAAAGAAACAAGGAGCUGAAAGGAACAAGGAGCUGAAAGAAACGAGAGCUGAUAGAAACGAGGAGCUGAUAGAAAUGAGAAGCCAAUAG
Molecule: messenger RNA, 192 nt
Organism: Racocetra fulgida
Lineage: Eukaryota; Fungi; Glomeromycota; Glomeromycetes; Diversisporales; Gigasporaceae
Source: the annotation of a GenBank genome assembly